CUUGGUUUUGUCUUUCUGGAUUCCUGUGUAUGGGAGUGAGUGACUGUAACUGCACAGAGGAGGGGAGACUGGGAGAAGACAGGGAAACAUGCCAAGUCAACAGGAUUUACAUCCUCCCAAGUCAGAGGAAGAAUUGGCUCAAGAGAUCUUGCAUCGUUUUAUCAGUGUUCCAGAGCAGACAUACGAACACUUUCUGGCAAGCUUUUCCCAUGCUCCUACAGCAGAUAGAAAAGAGCAAGCGUCCCAAUCGGAUCCUUUCCAAGGAGCAUUGUGGGGUUCUAGGGAAGAGAGGAACAAUAUGGCGGACAGCGCUGGGACAGAAGCAGCAAAACUGGAUACAUCCGCUGAUCAGAUUGUGAUGGAUAAUGGAAUCAAAGUUGGCAGCACUUUCAGCAUUGACCUUAUGCAUCAUCACAAAGUCCAGAUUGAUAAUUACGUGGAUCCUGUGGAUUUCGAGCUUGAUAUGGAUGGAAUGGAGGACAUUAGUCGAAAUAUUGAGCUGUUCCCUGGAGAGGCAGAGGUAACUCGUUACUUUCCAUCCUUCUCAAGGAAUACCUGCUUGGAAUUUCAGAUGUCUGCUGAGAGCCAACAGAAUCCUACAAUACAUCAGACCGAUGAAGUUCAACCAUUUGCGCUGGAGGAGGGAUUUGAUUAUGACCAAGUGGCGCUGACUCCAAAAUUUUCUGACGCUGAACUAGAAUUCCUCAAAAGAUCGAGAAAUCAACAGAGCACAGCGGACGGAGCCAUCGAACAGACUGGAAAUCACAUUUCUUGAUCACUGCAGAAGAUACAUGUGUAUUUAUAUAUUUAUAUUUAACUCAUGUUUACACAUUUCCCGAAAAGGAGUAUAAUAUGCACAGCUUCUGUUUUGGAGAGAGACUGCUAAAAACUGAUUAAAUGAAAUUAACAACAUGAAAUUGAUCGAGAGAUUUGCACCAUAUGGCGGUUAUGUAACUUAAUUAGUAACUGGCUUGUCUUCGGUUUGCUAUGUUUAGAAACCAUUCCUGAUUCCGAGUGGCAGGUAAAUAAUCGCUUAUUACUGAUCUUUAUAGUUGACACUCUGGAGUUAUGUCUGUUCUAAGCUCUUCAGAGAAGUUGUAUCAAUAAGGAAAUGUGUCGUCGUUUUCUGUUUUAAAAAGACCUCUCUCUUGUUUAGAACUAAUAUAUGUCGGGAUUUAUUCACUAAA
This is a messenger RNA of Pelobates fuscus (common spadefoot toad), 1187 nucleotides long. RefSeq names its product intraflagellar transport associated protein (gene IFTAP). Gene Ontology annotation, molecular function: intraciliary transport particle A binding. Gene Ontology annotation, biological process: spermatogenesis; acrosome reaction. Gene Ontology annotation, cellular component: cytosol; 9+0 non-motile cilium. NCBI's taxonomy places the organism in Eukaryota, Metazoa, Chordata, Amphibia, Anura, Pelobatidae. The record is from RefSeq and is a predicted model, not a curated record. The transcript has 7 exons. The coding region runs from base 89 to 775 and encodes 228 amino acids.